Messenger RNA from Hibiscus syriacus, 2320 nucleotides. Its product is annotated as DNA polymerase eta. Gene Ontology annotation, biological process: error-prone translesion synthesis; response to radiation. Bases 46 to 2163 code for a protein of 705 amino acids. The transcript is spliced from 16 exons. Lineage: Eukaryota; Viridiplantae; Streptophyta; Magnoliopsida; Malvales; Malvaceae. Gene Ontology annotation, cellular component: nucleus; site of double-strand break; replication fork. Gene Ontology annotation, molecular function: DNA-directed DNA polymerase activity; damaged DNA binding. The record is from RefSeq and is a predicted model, not a curated record.
AUAAAGCCAAUGUGAAGAAUUGGAGGGAAAAGAAGAGAGGGAAGGAUGCCAGUGGCAAAACCAGAAUCGUCUGAUUCCAGGGUGAUUGCUCAUGUCGACAUGGAUUGUUUCUAUGUUCAAGUGGAACAAAGAAAGAAACCGCAAUUGCGGGGUUUACCGACUGCUGUAGUACAGUACAAUGAAUGGAAAGGAGGGGCUUUGAUUGCAGUCAGCUAUGAGGCUCGUAAAUUCGGGGUUAAGCGUUCAAUGCGUGGUGCUGAAGCCAAGGAGGUUUGCCCCGAAAUUCAAUUGGUUCAAGUGCCUGUAAACCGUGGUAAAGCUGAUUUGAAUGGAUACCGGAAUGCGGGUUCUGAGGUGGUAUCUAUUCUUUCAAGGAGUGGCAGAUGUGAAAGGGCUUCCAUCGAUGAAGUCUAUCUUGAUCUUACUGAUGCAGCUGAAACCAUGCUAGCUGAAAAUCCUCCCCAAAGCUUGGAAACAAUAGAUGAAGAAGCUCUUAAGUCACAUAUUCUAGGGCUAAAUUAUGAGGAUGGGAGUGACGUUAAAGAAAAUGUUAGGAAGUGGAUAAAUAGGCACAACACUGAUCACCGUGAUAAAUUACUAGCUUGUGGGAUCCUCAUUGUUGCUGAACUCAGGAUGCAGGUUUUUAAGGAGACAGAAUUCACUUGUUCUGCUGGCAUUGCUCAUAAUAAGAUGUUGGCAAAACUUGCUAGCGGUAUGAAUAAACCUGCACAACAAACUGUUGUGCCUUCCGCAUCUGUAAAUGGACUGCUCAAUACAUUGCCAAUAAGGAAAAUGAAACAUCUUGGAGGCAAGCUGGGGAUUUCCUUACAAAAUGACAUGGGUGUGAACACUGUUGGAGAUCUAUUGCAGUUUCCAGAGGAGAAGCUACAAGAACGUUAUGGCAUAAAUACUGGUACUUGGCUGUGGAACAUUGCAAGAGGAAUCAGUGGAGAAGAAGUUGAGGGACGCCUUCUCCCCAAAAGCCAUGGUUCUGGAAAGACAUUUCCUGGCCCUCGGGCAUUAAAGACGGUUCCUGCUGUGCAACACUGGCUUAAUCAGCUUUGUGAAGAACUUAGUGAAAGAAUUUGUUCUGACCUUGACCAAAACAAAAGGAUGGCACACACUUUAACUCUGCAUGCUAGAGCAUACAAGUCCAGUGACUCAGAUUCUCAGAAAAAGUUUCCCUCAAAAUCUUGUCCACUAAGGUAUGGAACUGCCAAGAUCCAGGAAGAUGCCUUCAACCUAUUUCAAGCUGGAUUACGUGAAUAUGUUGGAUUUUAUGGUGUUAAGACUCAAGGAAAUCAUCAUAGUGGUUGGGGAAUAACAUCUCUUUCUGUUUCAGCCAGUAAAAUUGUUCCCAUACCAUCUGGAACAUGUUCAAUUGCUAAGUAUUUUCAUGGCCAAUCCACAUCCCACUUCUCUUCAAUGCAACCGUUGGAUAACUUUAAUGCUGAAGCAACGGUUUCACUACCUCCAGGUGUUUAUUCAGGUAGUGAAUGCUACCCAGAGGUGAAUUCACCCAAAGCAGAAGUUGAUUUUCCUAAGGAAGAAAGCUGGAUUGCGGAUACAGUGCCUGAUUUGGAUCUUCAAGAACAGAAAGAUCUACCUUGCUCUCUAUCAAAGAUGCAAGAUGGGUUCACCCAGGAUAUUUCACCAUCCUUACUCUCAGGGUGCUUGAAACAGAACCAGAUUAAACAGCAAAGAGAUAUAACUAAGGAUGAAGGUCGAUUUAGGUCGGAAUACAAGGGUCGAAAAGGAAAAAGAUUGAAAGACAAGGGAACAGCCUCAAUUUUAGAACUUUUUAAGAGCUAUAAUCCCAACCCAUUCGACUCCUCUUUGUCCCAAGAGUUCAAGAAAACUGCUGAAGGCAGUGAUACCCGACUAACCAUCGGUUUUGAGCCAAAAGGCCAUAGCCUUGCUGUGGGAAAGGAGAAGCCAAUGAAUAGUAGUGGUAGCAGUUACAGUAGAGAUGAGGGUGAUGGAAGAAGAGAAGCAUGGAGUUACAAAAUUGAUGAAAUUGAUCAGUCGGUGGUCGAUGAAUUGCCACCGGAGAUCCAAGAUGAGAUUAAAGCAUGGGUGCAUCCCCAUAAGUGGCGGCCUAAUAAUACGGUCGAGCGAGGUUGUAAAAUCUCUCAUUAUUUUUCACCCACCAAAAAGUCAUAAUUAAGAAAACAAUGAUAAUAUGUUAGGAGAAGGUUAGUAUUUAUACGCAACCUUAUGAAUCUUCUACCUGCAAGUAUAUAUUUAAGAAGUUUCAUGAGCCAAAUUUGAAUCAUAUCUAGUAUCUAGCAAGACCUAAUGCUAGCUUGUUGGAGGUGUG